Molecule: messenger RNA, 156 nt
Organism: Colletotrichum siamense
Lineage: Eukaryota; Fungi; Ascomycota; Sordariomycetes; Glomerellales; Glomerellaceae
Exons: 2
Coding region: 1-156 (51 amino acids)
Source: RefSeq, a predicted model, not a curated record
AUGAACCAGAAUGGCGACGCAGUUUGGUGCGCAGGCAACUCUGCCAACUUCUGCUACAACGUUAAGCGUCAGGGUACUGAUAUUCCCGUCUCCGACACAUGUGACGCUGAUUGCUGCGAUACGAAGACCGGCUGGGGUAUUGGAUGCCCCAAAUAA